This is a messenger RNA of Corapipo altera (White-ruffed manakin), 941 nucleotides long. RefSeq names its product proteasome subunit alpha 5 (gene PSMA5). The transcript is spliced from 8 exons. Lineage: Eukaryota; Metazoa; Chordata; Aves; Passeriformes; Pipridae. Gene Ontology annotation, biological process: proteasome-mediated ubiquitin-dependent protein catabolic process. The record is from RefSeq and is a predicted model, not a curated record. Gene Ontology annotation, cellular component: nucleus; proteasome core complex; proteasome core complex, alpha-subunit complex. The coding region runs from base 144 to 926 and encodes 260 amino acids.
AAGCGGCGCUGGGAGGACCGGAAGCGGCGCCGGAGCGCCGGGUGAGGGUCGAGACCGAGCGGAGCCCGCAGACCCCUCGGAGACCCCCCGGGAGCCCCGAAAACCCCCCGGAACCCCCCGAGUCCCAGCCCCGCGCCGCCGCAAUGUUCCUCACGCGCUCCGAGUAUGACCGGGGUGUGAACACCUUCUCUCCCGAGGGGAGGCUCUUCCAGGUGGAAUAUGCCAUCGAGGCCAUAAAGUUGGGCUCCACGGCCAUCGGGAUCCAGACGUCGGAGGGAGUGUGCCUGGCCGUGGAGAAGAGGAUCACCUCCCCCCUCAUGGAGCCCAGCAGCAUCGAGAAGAUCGUGGAGAUCGACUCCCACAUCGGCUGUGCCAUGAGUGGGUUGAUCGCCGAUGCCAAGACCUUGAUUGACAAGGCCCGAGUGGAGACUCAGAACCACUGGUUCACCUACAACGAGACGAUGACGGUGGAGAGCGUCACCCAGGCCGUGUCCAACCUGGCCCUGCAGUUUGGGGAGGAAGACGCCGAUCCCGGAGCCAUGUCCCGCCCCUUCGGUGUCGCGCUGCUCUUCGGAGGAGUGGAUGAGAAGGGCCCCCAGCUGUUCCACAUGGAUCCCUCAGGAACGUUCGUGCAGUGCGACGCCAGAGCCAUCGGCUCGGCCUCCGAGGGUGCCCAGAGCUCCCUGCAGGAGGUUUAUCACAAGUCCAUGACGCUGAAGGAAGCCAUCAAAUCCUCCCUGGUGAUCCUGAAACAGGUCAUGGAGGAGAAACUCAACGCCACCAACAUCGAGGUGAGUCCUGGAGACGGGAAUGCGCCUGGAGCCGGGAAGGGAGCAGCCCAGGGCUUCCUGGAGCCGGGAAUGAGCAGCCCAGGGCUUCCUGGAGCCGGGAAUGAGCAGCCCAGGGCUUCCUGGAUCUGGGAAUAAGCAGCCCAGGGCUUC